Messenger RNA from Dovyalis caffra, 267 nucleotides. NCBI's taxonomy places the organism in Eukaryota, Viridiplantae, Streptophyta, Magnoliopsida, Malpighiales, Salicaceae. The record is from the annotation of a GenBank genome assembly.
GAAUCUAAGAAUGCCUUCCAAGAGUCUGAUUUGACAACGAGAAAUUCAAAUGCAAACCCAAUUGAUGAAAUUAUAGAGGAAGAUGAGGAGAAAGAGGAAGAUGAAGACACAGAUGAAGAUGAAGGGAUUGUUAUAGUGCUAGAGCUAGUACGAGAAGUGAAGAAUAUCCCGAAACCAGCUUGUUUGUUGACUGUAUCACAGGCAAACUCAAUUAAGCAGAGUAAUUCCGAAUUUCCAUAUUUCCUCACCACUUUUCUUGAAAAAUGA